Molecule: messenger RNA, 1719 nt
Organism: Talaromyces marneffei
Lineage: Eukaryota; Fungi; Ascomycota; Eurotiomycetes; Eurotiales; Trichocomaceae
Exons: 3
Coding region: 1-1719 (572 amino acids)
Molecular function (GO): FAD binding; oxidoreductase activity
Source: RefSeq, a predicted model, not a curated record
AUGAAGUACUCGUGGGUGUUGGCUUCUGUGGCUGCCCUCGCCUCCACGGCGAGCGGCCAAGUGGCGGCGACCAGCCAAUCUUGCCCCUCAGGCACAUGCCGUUGCAUGCCUACUGACAGCUGCUGGCCCUCUGCUUCCGCCUGGGCUUCUCUCAACUCGACCGUCGGUGGUCGAUUGAUCGCGACUGUGCCUAUUGGAUCUCCCUGCCAUGAUCCUACCUACGAUGCCUCUGCUUGUGCUGCUUUGCAGAAUGCUUGGAACCUUCCCCAGACUCACAUUGCAUCAUCUUCUUCCAUCAUGCAGACCUUCUUUGCCAACAACAGCUGUGACCCCUUCUCUGCAGAGUCCCAACCUUGUCUCAUGGGCAACUACGUCAACUAUGCUGUCAAUGUUUCCUCUGCCAACGAUGUGAUUGCUGCCGUCAACUUUGCCACUAGGAACAACAUUCGCUUCGUUAUCCGCAAUACUGGUCAUGACUACUUUGCUCGCUCCACCGGUGCUGGUGCUCUUUCUGUCUGGAUGCACAACUUCAACUCCAUCCAGUACAAGCGCUGGGCUGACACUCACUACACCGGUCCCGCUUUCAAGGUUGGCGCUGGUAUCAUGGGCUACCAGAUCAUGGAUGCUGCUCACAAACAAGGUCUUGUCGUUGUCGGCGGUGAAUGUCCCACUGUCGGUCUCGCUGGAGGUUAUAUCCAGGGUGGUGGUCACUCCGCUCUCAGUACCAGUUUCGGUUUGGGAGCCGACAACGCUUUGGAGUUCCAGGUUGUCACUGCCAAUGGAAAGCUCCUCACUGCCAACCGCUAUAACAACUCUGACCUCUUCUGGGCCAUCAGCGGUGGUGGUGCCGGUAACUAUGGUGUAGUCGUCUAUGCCACCAUCAAGGCCCACGCUGACGCCACUGUCAGUGGUGCUGGUCUCCAAUUCUUGUCCAGCAGUACCACUCCAGACAUCUUCUACGAGGCUGUAUCCCAGUUCCACUCUCUGUUGCCUGCCAUGAUUGACAGCGGUGCCACUGUCAUCUAUGAGAUUGCCUCGUCCUUCUUCGCCCUCAACCCCGUCACUGCAUACAACAAGACCACCGCCGAUGUCCAGGCCCUCUUGACUCCUUUCCUUAACGUCCUUGAUGGCCUUAACAUCACCUAUGGUGUUGCUUACACCCAGUAUAGCUCCUACUACGACCACUACAACAAGUACAUGGGUCCUCUGCCCUACGGCAACCUCGGCGUCGGCGAGUAUCAAUACGGUGGCCGUCUCAUCCCCCGUGCCACUCUCGACAGCAACCCAGCUAGUAUUGCUGCCGCCAUUCGCAACAUCACCCAAAACGGCGUCAUUGCCGUCGGCGUCGGUCUUGAUGUCUCCAACCCCGGUGAUGUCUACAACGCCAUCUUCCCCCCCUUGCGUAACGCCGCCGUUACUAUGCAAAUCGGUACCCCCUGGAAGGAGACUGCCACCUGGGCCGCCAUGAUCGCUGAUCAGGACCGCCUUACCAAUGAGUUUGUGCCUCAACUUGAGGCUGUUACUCCUGGCAGUGGAUGCUACCAGAACGAGGCCAACUUCCGUCAGCCAGACUGGCAAAACACUUUCUUCGGUAGCAACUACAAUACCUUGUUGAAGAUUAAGCAGAAGUAUGACCCUAAUUACUUCUUCUAUGCUCUCAAGGCUGUUGGUAGUGACCACUGGACCGUUGAUAACUCGGGUCGUAUGUGCGUCGCAUAA